AUGAGUAAUCAGAAGAUUCAGAAGCCAACGCUUACAGGCCAGCGUUUUAAAACUAGGAAGAGAGGUGGGUGUAAACUGAAUGUAUUACUAUCAUGACUGGCAAUAUUCUGUUAUGAUUUUGUGUCCCUAAUGAAUGCAUUGAUCUUUCAACAGAUGAAAAGAAGGUGUUUGACCCUACUCAGUUUCAGGAAACCAUUGUACAAGGUCUGAACCAAACUGGCAGUGAUCUCGACGCUGUUGCGAAAUUUCUUGAUGCCUCUGGUGCCAAGCUUGACUAUCGCCGCUAUGCUGAGACACUCUUCGACAUCCUGGUGGCUGGCGGAAUGCUGGGUAAGGAUAGAAUAGAAAGGAGUGUGUGUGUGUGUGUGUGUGAAAGUCUGUAUAAUAAGGUAGUGAACGUUAUUUAUAUUGGGGGAUACCUGGAGGUAAUCGGACCUCUUUGAAAUGAAAAUGGAUGGCCCUCCCCCUGAUGAAAAUAUAUUAUUACCUGGCCCUCCCCGAGCGUAAAAAAUAAUAAUAUAUAUAUAUAUAUAUAUAUAACCCUCCGCCUCCAAAAUGAUAAUUAAAACAAAAUAGCAGGUAAUAUUAAAUCCCAUAUUAGGCUAUCAAUGAUGUUGCUGUCGUGAUUUUUAUCAAAUCAAACCGUGGUUGAGAACUACAGCUGUGUUCAUACCAUAUUCAUUUAAGCGUUAAGGGCAUCCACACGACAAUAACGAUAAAUUAUACAUAUCUAUAAAACAUUAGAGAGCAUCCAACUAGAGGAAGGUUUAUCGUUCUACAGUAGCCUACACAUGUCAAUCAACUGAUCAAAGCAUCCUACUGCACGCUGUAGGCCUAUUAAUGUGGUAACACAGACCAUUCAGUGCUUCAUGGUGUGUUUGUUGUCAUAUUGACAACUGCAAAUAAUACCAGCGUAGAAAAAUAAUAUUACAUGUAGAAAUUCAACAAGAAAUGCUGUUUAGCGUGUGCAUCUUUUACAUGUCAUUGCUUGCCUCGUUGCUCAAUGGAUAAUGGAUGUCAAUUCGUUGGCCUCUUUUUCGCUGCUCAGAACUGUCUGUCCUGUGCAACCAUUUUAAUAGGCUACAUCAGUGCAACAAUGUUAUCAUCACUGGCCAGUGACACACUCUCUCUCUGCAACUUUCCCCGACAAUUAAUAGGUCUAUUUUACAUUCAGCAAUUAGCAAGAGCAAUUCUGCUUCUCUCCAUAAAAAGCCUAUUAGGCCUAGUAUAAAAAAUUGCUUUUGUGGCCUAUAGCUUUUUGGGGGAUUUCACGGGAAGAGGAAUAGCGGAGAGGCUUGCGUCCAUAGCCUAUUAAGCAAGGGAGUAGCUUGAAGAGAGUGGCUAGAGUUGUGUAGCCGAAGAAGCUAGAUAUUAGGCCACUCAUGAACUAAAUAUUAGAGCUAUAAAUAUUUACCUGUCAAAGUGAGAGAGAAAAAACAGUAUAUAUUAUGUAAUGGCAGAUCUGUGCGUACCUCCAGGCUGCACUCUGCAGCAGUCGGGCACGCAAAGCUCCACACUCGGUUAGGGUGACGUUUUUAGACUAACAUUAUUCUACCUAGGCUACAACAACACAGAGCAAUGAGGAAUGUAUUAUUGUUAUCAAGUGAGUACACAAUUAUUGGCUUGGGCUGUAAAUGCAGGGAUGUAGGCUCAUUUUAAUUUGUUUUGUUUUAUUAGGAUCCCCAUUUAGCUGUUGCAAUUGCAGCAGCUAGUCUUCCUGGGGUCCACACAAAACAUUUAGCAUGACCUAAUACAAAACAUUACUAGACAAGAACUGCUUAAGGAUAGAACAUACAGUUAAAGUCUGAAGUUUACAUACAGUUAUCAUUAAAACUCAUUUUUCAACCACUCCACCCAAUUCUUGUUAACAAACUAUAGAUUUGGCAAGUCGGUUAGGAUAUCUACUUUGUGCAUGACACAAGUAAUUUUACAAACAAUUGUUUACAGGCAGAUUAUUUCACUUAUAAUUCACUGUAUCACAAUUCCAGUGGGUCAGAAGUUUACGUACACUAAGUUGAAUGUGCCUUUAAACAGCUUGGAAAAGUGUGUGCAAGCAAGGAGGCCUACAAACCUCACUCAGUUACACCAGCUCUUUCAGGAGGAAUGGGCCAAAAUUCACCCAAAGUAUUGUGGGAAGCUUGUGGAAGGCUACCUGAAACGUUUGACCCAAGUUAAACAAUUUAAAGGCAAUGCUACCAAAUACUAGUUGUGUAUGUAAACUUCUGAACCACUGGGAAUGUGAUGAAAUAAAUAAAAGCUGAAAUAAAUAAUUAUCUCUAUUAUUUUGACAUUUCACAUUCUUAAUAUAAAGUGGUGAUCCUAACUGACCUAAGACAGGGAAUUUUUACUAGGAUUAAAUGUCAGGAAUUGUGAAAAACUGAGUUUAAAUGUAUUUGGCUAAGGUGUAUGUAAACGUCCGACUUCAACUGUAGCUGUUAGGGUAAGUGGGUGUGUCAGUGCUGUGUGUAAGUUCACUAUGCAAACAAUUUGGAAUUUAACGCAAAGCUUCUAAAAACAAAAAUUGAUGCAGUCAGUUGCAACUGUACUUUUAGCUAAGAGAGACUGGCAUGAAUAGUAUUGAUAUUAGCCCUCUGAUUACGGUGAAGAGCAAGACCGCUUAAAUGUCCUGUUUUGAAUGCUUCAUGCCGAAUAACAGUUUUAUCUGUCACAUGCGCCGACUACAACUGGUGUAGACUUUACUGUCAAAUGCUUGUUUACGAGCCAUUCCCAACAAUGAAGAGUUUUAAAAUAAAAUAGUAACGUGGAAUAAAAUACACAAGUAUGGAGCUAUAGUUGAAGUCUGAAGUUUACAUACACCUUAGCCAAAUACAUCUAAACUCAGUUUUUCACAAUUCCUGACAUUUUUAAUCCUAGUAAAAAUUCCCUGUCUUAGGUCAGUUAGGAUCACCACUUUAUUUUAAGAAUGUGAAAUGUCAGAAUAAUAGUAGAGAGUGAUUUAUUUCAGCUUUUAUUUAUUUCAUCACAUUCCCAGUGGGUCAGAAGUUUGCUCAAUUAGUAUUUGGAAGCAUUGCCUUUUAAAUUGUUGAACUUGGGUCAAAUGUUUCGGGUAGCCUUCCACAAGCUUCCCACAAUAAGUUGGGUGAAUUUUGGCCCAUUCCUCCUGAUAGAGAUGGUGUAACUGAGUCAGGUUUGUAGGCCUCCUUACUCGCACACGCUUUUUCAGUUCUGCCCACAAAUUGUCUAUAGGAUUGAGAUCAGGGCUUUGUGAUGGCCACUCCAAUACCUUGACUUUGUUGUCCUUAAGCCAUUUUGCCACAACUUUGGAAGUAUGCUUGGGGUCAUUGUCCAUUUGGAAGACCCAUUUGCGACCCAGCUUUAACUUCCUGACUGAUGUCUUGAGAUGUUGCUUCAAUAUAUCCACAUAAUUUUCCUUCCUCAUGAUGCCAUCUUUUUGUGAAGUGCACCAGCCCUCCUGCAGCAAAGUACCCCCACAGCAUGAUGCUGCCACCCCGUGCUUCAUGGUUUGGAUGGUGUUCUUCGGCUUGCAAGCUACCCCCUUUUUCCUCCAAACAUAAUGAUGGUCAUUAUGGCCAAACAGUUCUUUGUCCCAAUGUGCAGUUGCAAACCGUAGUCUGGCUUUUUUAUGGCGGUUUUGGAGCAGUGGCUUCUUCCUUGCUGAGCGGCCUUUCAGGUUAUGUCGAUAUAGGACUCGUUUUACUGUGGAUAUACAGUGGGGAAAAAAGUAUUUAGUCAGCCACCAAUUGUGCAAGUUCUCCCACUUAAAAAGAUGAGAGAGGCCUGUAAUUUUCAUCAUAGGUACACGUCAACUAUGACAGACAAAUUGAGAAUUAUUUUCUCCAGAAAAUCACAUUGUAGGAUUUUUUUAUGAAUUUAUUAGCAAAUUAUGGUGGAAAAUAAGUAUUUGGUCACCUACAAACAAGCAAGAUUUCUGGCUCUCACAGACCUGUAACUUCUUCUUUAAGAGGCUCCUCUGUCCUCCACUCGUUACCUGUAUUAAUGGCACCUGUUUGAACUUGUUAUCAGUAUAAAAGACACCUGUCCACAACCUCAAACAGUCACACUGCAAACUCCACUAUGGCCAAGACCAAAGAGCUGUCAAAGGACACCAGAAACAAAAUUGUAGACCUGCACCAGGCUGGGAAGACUGAAUCUGCAACAGGUAAGCAGCUUGGUUUGAAGAAAUCAACUGUGGGAGCAAUUAUUAGGAAAUGGAAGACAUCCAAGACCACUGAUAAUCUCCCUCGAUCUGGGGCUCCACGCAAGAUCUCACCCCGUGGGGUCAAAAUGAUCACAAGAACGGUGAGCAAAAAUCCCAGAACCACACGGGGGGACCUAGUGAAUGACCUGCAGAGAGCUGGGACCAAAGUAACAAAGCCUACCAUCAGUAACACACUACGCCGCCAGGGACUCAAAUCCUUCAGUGCCAGACGUGUCCCCCUGCUUAAGCCAGUACAUGUCCAGGCCCGUCUGAAGUUUGCUAGAGUGCAUUUGGAUGAUCCAGAAAAGGAUUGGGAGAAUGUCAGAUGAAACCAAAAUAUAACUUUUUGGUAAAAACUCAACUCGUCGUGUUUGGAGGACAAAGAAUGCUGAGUUGCAUCCAAAGAACACCAUACCUACUGUGAAGCAUGGGGGUGGAAACAUCAUGCUUUGGGGCUAUUUUUCUGCAAAGCGACCAGGACGACUGAUCCGUGUAAAGGAAAGAAUGAAUGGGGCCAUGUAUCGUGAGAUUUUGAGUGAAAACCUCCUUCCAUCAGCAAGGGCAUUGAAGAUGAAACGUGGCUGGGUCUUUCAGCAUGACAAUGAUCCCAAACACACCGCCCGGGCAACGAAGGAGUGGCUUCGUAAGAAGCAUUUCAAGGUCCUGGAGUGGCCUAGCCAGUCUCCAGAUCUCAACCCCAUAGAAAAUCUUUGGAGGGAGUUGAAAGUCUGUGUUGCCCAGCGACAGCCCCAAAACAUCACUGCUCUAGAGGAGAUCUGCAUGGAGGAAUGGGCCAAAAUACCAGCAACAGUGUGUGAAAACCUUGUGAAGACUUACAGAAAAUGUUUGACCUGUGUCAUUGCCAACAAAGGGUAUAUAACAAAGUAUUGAGAAACUUUUGUUAUUGACCAAAUACUUAUUUUCUACCAUAAUUUGCAAAUAAAUUCAUUAAAAAUCCUACAAUGUGAUUUUCUGGAUUUUUUUUUUACCCAUGAUGAAAAUUACAGGCCUCAUCUUUUUAAGUGGGAGAACUUGCACAAUUGGUGGCUGACUAAAUACAUUUUUUCCCCACUGUAGAUACUUUUGUACCUGUUUCCUCCAGCAUCUUCACAAGGUCCUUUGCUGUUGUUCUGGGAUUGAUUUGCACUUUUCGCACCAAAGUACGUUCAUCUCUAGGAGACAGAACGCGUCUCCUUCCUGAGCAGUAUGAUGGCUGCGUGGUCCCAUGGAGUUUAUACUUGCCUACUAUUGUAUUGUUUGUACAGAUGAACAUGGGACCUUCAGGCGUUUGGAAAUUGCUCCCAAGGAUGAACCAGACUUGUGGAGGUCUACAAUUGUUUUUCUGAGGUCUUGGCUGAUUUCUUUUGAUUUUCCCAUAAUGUCAAGCAAAGAGGCACUGAGUUUGACUGUAGGCCUUGAAAUACAUCCACAGGUACACCUCCAAUUGACUCAAAUGAUGUCAAUUAGCCUAUCAGAAGCUUCUAAAGCCAAGACAUCAUUUUCUGGAAUUUUCCAAGCUGUUUAAAGGCGCAGUCAACAUAGUGUAUGUAAACUUCUGACCCACUGGAAUUGUGAUACAGUGAAUUAUAAGUGAAAUAAUCUGUCUGUAAACAAUUGUUGGAAAAAGUACUUGUGUCAUGCACAAAGUAGAUGUCCUAACCGACUUGCCAAAACUAUAGUUUGUUAAGAAAAAAUGUGUGGAGUGGUUGAAAAAUGAGUUUUAAUGAUUCCAACCAAAGUGUAUGUAAACUUCCAACUUUAACUGUAUAUACAGGGAGUACCAUAUAGCCUAUGCAUGAUUAUGCAAUCAUUUGGAUCAGUUAUGUAUCUUUUUCUCUAUAGUUAACAUGGUCCAGAAAGGUCCAGUCAAGUUUGGACACACCUACUCAUUCAAGGGUUUUUCUUUAAUUGUACUAUUUUCUACAUUGUAGAAUAAUAGUGAAGACAUCAAAACUAUGGAAUAACACAUAUGGAAUCAUGUAGUAACCCAAAAAGUGUUAUACAAAUCAAAAUAUAUUUGAGAUUCUUCAAAUCGCCACCCUUUUCCUUGAUGACAGCUUUGCACGCUCUUGGCAUUCUCUCAUCCAGCUUCACCUGGAAUGCUUUUCCAACAGUCUUGAAGGAGUUCCCACAUAUGCUGAGCACUUGUUGGCUGCUUUUCCUUCACUCUGCGGUCCAACUCAUCCUAAACCAUCUCAAUUGGGUUGAGGUCAGGGGAUUGUGGAGGCCAGGUCAUCUGAUUUCAGCACUCCAUCACUCUCCUUCUUGGUCAAAUAGCCCUUACACAGCCUGGAGAUUGCUAAUUCAUUGUCCUGUUGAAAAACAAAUGAUAGUCCCACUAUGCGCAAACCGGAUGGGGUGGCGUAUCGCUGCAGAAUGCUGUGGUAGCCAUGCUGGUUAAGUGUGCCUUGAAUUCUAAAUAAAUCACCAGCAAAGCACCCCCACAUCAUCAUACCUCCAUGCUUCUCGGUGGGAACCACACAUGCGGAGAUCAUCCAUUCACCUACUCUGCAUCUCACAAAGACGGCGGUUGGAACCAGAAAUCUCAAAUUUGAACUCAUCAGACCAAAGGACAGAUUUCCACUGGUCUAAUGUCCAUUGCUGGUGUUUCUUGGUCGAAGCAAUUCGACAAUGAAGGCCUGAUUCACACGGCCUCAUCUGAACAGUUGAUGUUGAGAUGUGUCUGUUACUUGAACUCUGAAGCAUUUAUUUGGCCUGCAAUUUCUGUGGCUGGUAACUCUAAUGAACUUAUCCUCUGGUGCAGAGGUAACUCUGGGUCUUCCUUUCUUGUGGCGGUCCUCAUGAGAGCCAGUUUCAUCAUAGCACCUGAUGGUUUUUGCGACUUUAAAGUAAUGGACUGUCGUUUUUCUUUGCUUAUUUGAGCUGUUCUUGCCAUAUUAUGGACUUGGUCUUUUACCAAGUAAGGCUAUCUGCUGUAUACCACCCCUGCCUUGUCACAACACAACUGAUUGGCUCAAAUGCAUUAAAUAACUUUUUUUAACAAGACACACCUGUUAAUUGAAAUGCAUUCCAGGUGACUACCUCAUGAAGCUGGUUGCGAGAAUGCCAAGAGUGUGCAAAGCUGUCGUCAAGGCAAAGGGUGGCUACUUUGAAAAAUCUGAAAUUAUAAAAUAUAUUUGGAUUUGUUUAACACUUUUUUUGGGUACUACAGGAUUCCAAAUGUGUUUCAUAGUGUUUGUUUUCACUAUUAUUCUACAAUGUAAAAAUAAAGAAAAACCCUGGAAUGAGUAGGUGUUUCCAAACUUUUGACUGGUAAACCUUCCCCCUGACUGAAAUUGAAAAAGCAUGACCCUCCGGGUACAAUUGCGUACAUUUCAACUGUCCCUAACCUUCACUUUUGUUUUCUUCUUUUUCAGCCCCAGGGGGUACCUUGUCAGAUGACUUGACCCGUACAGAGUUCUGUCUCUUUACAGCCCAAGAAGACCUGGAGACCAUGCAAGCAUAUGCUCAGGUACACUUGUGCAAUGGAGUUUAUUGGUUUAGCAAUAAAGAGCUGAAGAUGAUGAUGCCUUGACUUGUCUCUUUUUUUGCUUCACUACAUUAGUAACUGUGGUUCAAACCCCUUUCCCUCUUGUACUGAAGGAAAAGGUUGAUUAUGAUACAAGUUUUAACGAUGCAUCUUUCCUACAAUGGCUGAAGAUGUAACAUUUGUGUCUCAUAACGCCACUCCGAGAGAACGUUCGCUUAGUGCGUCGUUGAGGUGCGUGUCGAUACUGAUAGGAUCGAAAGAAAGGCAGUGCUGCUCUCGGUUCAGCUUUCUCCAUUCAAAUCUUACCUUAACAUUGUAAUUAUUCCACAAUACUAACGCUGGAUCAGGCCCUAGAGAGAUUUUGGCUGCAAUUAUUGAGGUGGCUUAUCCUAAUGCUUACCCUAUAAUAAUGCAUUAAAUCAAGAUUUUGCACAUCAUUGCGCACAUGGUAGGCUACACAUGAAAUAUAUUGAGGCAAAAAUUAGACUAGCCAAAUAGCAAAAUAAAACUAGAUUGAAUGAACAGAAAAUUGCUUUCAAUAUCAUUGAAAUACAGUAUAUAGGCCUAUGUAACCUAUACUGUUGGUGGGCAAUUUAUCUUUUAAUGCAGUCAUCUUGGUUUUCAUUUGAAGCAUGUUUUUUAUUCUUCACUUGUCAAAGGCAUUGGCAACUUUGUAUUUGUAGUCAAUUUCGUUGUGAAGUUAUCGGCGGUCACAGAGACUGAAAACCAUGUGAUUCUAUGUUUAGCAGAGAUCUGUGUGUAAAGUGACGUGGGAGGGCAAAAAAAGCAUCUAACAUAACACACUUAGCUGUUCUAUGGGUGGUGUAGUUCAAGUGCAACUUUAGUGACAAUGGUUUUGGGAAACCGCUCAGUUUUAACGAAGGUUCUAAUAAUUAACUUAGCCAUAAGAUGCUUUUGGGAAACCGGCCCUGACUAUUUUCCCUGUCGUUACCUAGGUUUUCAACAAGCUAAUCAGGCGUUACAAGUACCUGGAGAAAGGGUUCGAAGAGGAGAUCAAGAAGGUGAAUACAUUCUUGUUGUGCAGCAUUGUUCAAAAUGUUGCAUUCUCUUUUCUGUUGGAUCUUUCUGUUGUCACCGUAGAGUUAUUCAACUCAUUGCUGCUUCCCAAUUGACCCCCAUAGGGCUUUGGUCAAAAGUAGUGCACUAUAAAGGGAAUAGGGUGCCAUUUGGGAUACAGACUUGAUAGACUACAUUAUUGAGCCUGGCAUGAGACUUUUGCUCUAGAAUAUGCAAUUCUUUCAACUCUUGGCCGUAUGUUCCAUAGUGUUAUCCAGUUCAAAGUACAGCAUUCUAUCCAAAGUAUACUCUUGUCUUUGGAGAAUGUGCAAUUCAAGUUGGGUAAGGAUAGAAUGGAAUAUUAUUGUAUUCCAUCCUUAUACUAGCAUUCUAUUGUAUUCCAUUCUAACUUUCAGUGUUUGAGUUUCCCUCUUGUUCUUAUCUCUUGUUCAGUUGCUGCUGUUCCUAAAGGGGUUCACUGAGUCUGAGCGCAACAAGCUGGCCAUGUUGACUGGCAUCCUGCUAGCCAACGGCAACAUCUCAGCCUCAAUCCUCAACAGCCUCUACAACGAGAACCUUGUCAAAGAAGGUGUGCAGCAGUGCCAACUCAAUAGGACAAAGAUUGAGCCUAGUCCUGGACUAAAAAUCACUUUCAAUAGAGAUUUUCCAUUGAGUAUUAUUUUAAAUCUAGGACUAGGCUUAAUCUGUGUCUGGGGAAACCAGACUAUAUACUUACAAGCUCAUAUACAGUUACUUGUGAAAAGGACUUGUAGGGACUUAAGUCAAAUGAAAGUUGCAAACAUUCACUGUAAGAUGUUAAUUUACCUAGGGCGUAUUUAUUGUUUUGUCUCGUACAACAGUCCUUGUGUGUGAAAUUGCUUAAUUUCUGUUUUUACUGGGCAGGCUUGUAAAACCUCUGGAAUCAUGUCCUGUGGAAUCUGGCUUUUCACCUGGUAGACCUAAAAUAAAUGGUUUCCCAUCUUUCUUUACCCAGGUGUCUCUGCGGCCUUUGCUGUGAAACUUUUCAAAUCCUGGAUCCAUGAGAAGGACAUCAACUCUGUGGCUGGAAGUCUCCGUAAGGUCGGCAUGGAUAACAGGCUUCUGGUGAGUGAGACCACCAAUUAUGUGGGUGAUGUCCAAUCUGAAGCCCUGCUAGCUUUCCUUGGCUCAGCGUAAACAAUCAUUGGGUAGCAGGGAAGUUAAGAAAAGGGAGCUCUCAGAAUACAAAGGUUCUGUCUUUCCUUGAUUCCUCGCAUCCUAUCUCCUCACCUUCUCAAUUGUAUCGGAGAAGGUUCAAGGUCCCUCCCUUCUGACUUCACCUCUUUCCAAUGGGUUUUGAUAAGGAAGCGGUAAGAGGAUGCAAGAAAUUUAGGGAAGGUUAAUUUUGAGAGCCAAGGAGAAGCUGCUUUAUUUGGACAGGGCUUAAGCAUAAAGAUGCAAUAUAGUAGCAUGUGUUCUACUUAAUUCUGUGUGGUUAAGCCCAUUUCUACACCUUGUGUCUUGCAGGAGCUGUUUCCUGCCAACAAGCGGAGCUGUGAGCACUUCUCUAAGUACUUCACAGAUGCUGGACUCAAGGAGCUGUCGGACUUUGCCAGGAACCAGCAGGCCAUCGGGUCCCGUAAGGAGCUUCAGAAGGAGCUCCAGGAACAGAUGGAGCGCGGGGAUGCUUUCAAAGAUGUGAGUCCAAAGCCUGGCUCUAUGCUGAUUGCUGCAGGAGCACUCUGGUUGAGUUCCAUUCCCUACCCUUAACCCUUCAACGGUGCACUUGCUCUCAUUGUCCCUAAUUGAUUUAGAUGUGUUGGAUUGGUUUUAGCAUGGGAAGUGAAUUUGAGCAUACUUGGGGUAGAGAAUCAGAUCAGUCUCUGUGUUGAAGGAUAGUUUUCGAUCAUGAUUCCUCAUUUUGUUAGCAUGGGAUGGACAUGAAAUGCCCAAUAACCAGAAACAGUUCUUACUUAUGGACUUACUUUCAUACCCUCCUUUCCCUCCAGAUCAUUGCCUCAGCCAGGGAGGAGAUGAAGAAGAACAACAUCUCAGAGCAGACCAUGAUCGGCAUCGUGUGGACCAGCGUUAUGAGCUAUGUGGAGUGGAACAAGAAAGAGGAGCUGGUUACAGAACAAGCCAUCAAACACUUGAAGGUGAGCUACUUGGCUGAUUGGUUUGCACUGAUUUCAGAGCCAUCACUUCCACAUCUAACUAGAUAUGAGUAGUGUGGAGAGAAACUUGAGUACACCUUCUCUGCAGGAUUCUCACAGUCAGACAGCGUAGGUACAUGGUGCUCCACAAUGUGACGGAAGUGAGUCAUAUUGUGCUGCUGGAUUUCAUGACUUGUGGAAACACCCCCUGUCUCUCCAUAGCAAUACAGCCCCCUGCUGAAGGCGUUCACAUCCCAGGGAGCCUCUGAGAUCCUGCUGCUGGUGAAGAUGCAGGAGUACUGCUAUGACAACAUCCAUUUCAUGAACUCCUUCCAGAAGAUCGUGGUCCUGCUCUACAAAGGUAAAAGCGAUGCCUCUGCUUGGCACUCAGCAUUUAAGGAGAUGGAUUGGGGGAAAGGCCCUGGGACAGACUAGGUUCCUGUCCAGGGGGUGAACUUGUGUAUCAAGCUGCCUUACGCUACAGAAACAGGACAUAGGCUCCUGCCCUUAUGGGUUGUUCUGGCUCGGACAAGGUUUACUUACUUAGACAAAGGAAAGGAGAACAGUGAAUAGCGUUGUCUGUGUCCUCCGUCCUUGGGAAUGUCAGAGGGAAGGACCUAGGAUCCUUGUAUCCAGUGAGCUUUGAUUCCAUCUUCUGACCUCGCAUUGACCGUAGCCGCCAAAACCUUCCCACUGUGCUAAUCAAAGCGGGAUCUGCAUUGACUACCAUAAAAAGUGGGCGUUCCUAUUCCGCUUUGCCCAGCGGAGCAGAAUCAAUGGCCAUAGUGAAAGCGGUGGAAAUACUGCUUUAUUUUCUACACUUCCUGUUCUGCUUUGCUCAGCCAACCUGAGCCCACCAGAAAAUGUUGGAGGGACAGUGGUCAGUUUUAGAAUGAUUUAUAUUCCUUCAAAUAUGAGAGAUGGGACAUUAUAUGCUCUAGGGCUGACCCCAUUAAGUCGAUUGCUUGGUCAAUAGGCUGUUGGUCGACCAAGAUUUCUUAAGUCGAUCAUUAGCAAAAAAAAUUUAAUGUUUCAUGGUGUACAAGACACCUAUCUGAUUCGAGCCUGUCUGAGUGGAUUGAUCCAUUGAAGCUGUGGGGAUGACUCAGUCCGUCACUCUAAGACAUGUGCUACUGAAAUUGUAUAUGGUUAAGGACAAUGGUGCAACACUAAUACAAAUAAUAUUAUUUUAUAACAAAUGCGCUUUCUGACGCGUCUGAUAGCAGUCGCGGUCUGCAGUUCUGAAACAUAAGUGCACUGUUGAAUUGACAACUUUUCCUAGACCAUGUUGCUAUGUGCAUAAUAGCAAAGUUAACCAGCAUAUUGGUGUUGAGAACAAUGUGGCGGAGGCAGCAGCGGAGUUAGGAGAUGAGAACAUCCCUUGCCUUAAUUGACAAAGAAAAAGUUAGGAGAAACAUAAACCAACUGAAUUAGGCUAUUGAUUGAUUAUAGACCUAACUGUUAAAUGUGCCUGGUUUUUAUAAAUCAUCCAUAUACACUACAUAUACAAAAGUAUGUGGACACCCCUUCAAAUUAGUGGAUUCGGCUAUUUCAGCCACACCCGUUGCUGAGAGGUGUAUAGAAUCACGCACACAGCCAUGUAAUCGCCAUAGACAAACAUUGGCAGUAGAAGGGCCUUACUGAAGAGCUCAGUGACUUUUAACGUGGCACUGUCAUAGGAUGCCACCUUUGCAACAAGUCAGUUGGUCAAAUUUCUGCCCUGCUAGAGCUGCCCCAGGCAACUCUAAGUGCUGUUAUUGUAAAGUUUAAAUGUCUAGGAGCUACAACUGCUCAGCCACGAAGUGGUAGGCCACACAAGCUCACAGAACGGAACCGCUGAAGCGCGUAAAAAUCACCUGUCCUCGGUUGCAACACACUGCCGAAAUGGGUUUCCAUGGCGAGUAGCUUAAGCCUAAGUUCACCAUGUGCUGGAGUGGUAUAAAGCUCGCCGCCAUUGGACUCUGGAGCAGUGGAAACGCGUUCUCUGGAGUGAUGAAUCACGCUUCACCAUUUGGCAGUCCGACGGACAAAUCUGGGUUUGGUGGAUGCCAGGAGAACGCUACCUGCCCGAAUGCAUAGUGCCAACUGUAACGUUUGGUGGAGGAGGAAUAAUGGUCUGGGGCUGUUUUUGAUGCUUUGGGCUAGGCCCCUUAGUUCCAGUGAAGGGAAGUCUUAAAGCUACAGCAUACAAGGACAUUCUAGACGAUUCUGUGCUUCCAACUUUGUUGCAACAGUUUGGGGAAGGCCCUUUCCUGUUUCAGCAUGACAAUGCCCCUGCGAGGUCCAUACAGAAAUGGUUUGUCGAUCGGUGUAGAAGAACUUGACAGGCCUGCACAGAGCCCUGACCUCAACCCCAUCGAACACCUUUGGGAUGAAUUGGAACGCCGACUGCGAGCCAGGCCUAAUCGCCCAACAUCAGUGCCCGACCUCAAUAAUGCUCUUGUGGCUGAAUGGAAGCAAGUCCCCGCAGCAAUGUUCCAACAUCUAGUGGAAAGCCUUCCCAGAAGACUGGAGGCUGUUAUAGCAGCAAAGGUUCUACCAACUCCAUAUUAAUGCCCAUGAUUUUGAAAUGAGAUGUUCAACGAGGAGGUGUCCACAUACGUUUGGUCAUGUAGUAAGUCGCUCUGGAAAAGAGCGUCUGCCAAAUGACUAAAAUGUAAAAAUGUAAAAUGUAGUGUAUAUAUCUACAGAAAUAAGACUGAUCCUGCUUUUGUUGCCUGUUUGAGUGUUUGGUUAAUAGCCUACUUAUUCCGUGAGCACCAAGCAUCACGCAACCACACGGCGGAUAAAUAAUUUCACAAAUGUGGCUGUUUUCAAUCUUUGCUAUGUUGUAAUGAAGGCUUUACACUUUUUUUGGGGUUGGAACAGCCUUCCUGAUAUUACUUAUUUAGUGUUUACACUGUUCCAAAUUGUCAGAAAUUAUAUUUGUAAUAAUAACCCUCCUUUUUCUUGAUCCUUAGAGUGCAUCCUGUUUAGUCUUAAUACUGUUACUUACUUAGGCCUAUAUUUAAAUUCUUACAUAGGCUACUGUAUCAGUCAUUCAUUUGUUCAUGUCAUCACACAGCAUACGAGUUUUAUAAUAAAAUGAAGCAACCCUUGAAUAAUUAGCGUAAACAAUAAAUAAACCAUUCCAUUUUGGCAAUUGCAUUCACGAAUGCACGCAACUGUUUUUAAUCUUUGCUGUAAUAAAGGCUUUACAAACAAAACAACGUUACAACUAACUCUCUGGUACGCUUAUUUAUUAGUGUUUACAUUGUUCCAAACGUUCAGAAUAAUUAUGUUGUAAUCUAACAGCACCUGUUUGGCACACAAUAUGCACGCAUCACUUGCUCCAUAUCUACUUUUUCUUGAUCUCCAGUAUUUUCCACAGCUAGUCAAAUUUAUUCCACACGUCUGACUUCCCCUUUAUCUCCUGAGUAACCAGUAAACAUUCCCCCGUUUCUAGUUUGUCAUUUCCUCUGCAUCCAUUUUGCUCUCACGUGUUAUGGGUGCUAGACACAGUCACUCGCUAUCAUUUAAUUUCUUACCCAAGUCUGAGCCUGGCUCAAUCAAAUGAAAUAAAUUGCAGUCAUACUCAAUUUAGUCAUUUGUGUGACUUAAUUUUUCAUCAGACAGUGCGCUUAUGGCAUCAGACAAGCUCAGUGCAUAUCGUUGAUUUGGAUAAAACACAGGAUGUGUCCUAUAUAAGGAAAAAUACAAGUUAACAUUUCGGCCAAUCUAAGCAGAUUUCUGCGUUAGUGUGUGAAUGCAAGGUUGCCUAGCAGAUUCACAUCAACACAUUUUAGUUGGUCAUAAUUGUCUUUGUCAAGUGGCCAUAACUGUAUCUUUAUCCCGGGAUGACUGCCGGUUUGUAAUGAUCAUGUUGAUUUAUUUUUCCCAGCGGAUGUUUUGAGUGAGGAGGCCAUUCUGAAGUGGUACACCGAGGCCCACGUUGCCAAAGGAAGGAGUGUUUUCCUGGAACAAAUGAAAAAGUUUGUUGAGUGGCUCAAGAAUGCGGAGGAAGGUGAGCAUGGCUUACAUUUUACAUUACAGUUGAGUAAUUUAGCAGAAACUCUUAUCCAGAGCGACUGAAAAUCAGUUAAACUAUAGUAGAUACAAUAACCACCUCGCCAUCAUUGCAGGUAAAGCCUUCAAAAAAGCCGCUUGUCCCAUUGUCUGAUGUGACUGAGCAUGUAGUUUUGUCUGUAUUCACCAUAGCACAUUUGUCUGUGCAUGCAGUUGACUUGAAUCUCAUCUGUUUUUUCAGAAUCUGAGUCCGAGGAGGAAGAGGCUGACUAAAGAACCUCAAGCCAAAUCCAAGGCUCGUUUUCUUUUUUAG
Coregonus sp. 'balchen' is the source of this 15137-nucleotide messenger RNA. The record is from the annotation of a GenBank genome assembly. Lineage: Eukaryota; Metazoa; Chordata; Actinopteri; Salmoniformes; Salmonidae.